This is a messenger RNA of Pungitius pungitius (ninespine stickleback), 1568 nucleotides long. RefSeq names its product P2Y purinoceptor 6-like. Bases 463 to 1440 code for a protein of 325 amino acids. Gene Ontology annotation, molecular function: G protein-coupled receptor activity. NCBI's taxonomy places the organism in Eukaryota, Metazoa, Chordata, Actinopteri, Perciformes, Gasterosteidae. The transcript has a single exon. Gene Ontology annotation, cellular component: plasma membrane. The record is from RefSeq and is a predicted model, not a curated record. Gene Ontology annotation, biological process: G protein-coupled receptor signaling pathway.
GAGAGAGAGAGACCACACUUGGAAAAUUCUCGCAGCCAACGGGACGCGCAGUGUGUUGCACGCGGUUUUAUACAGCGCCGAUGUGCACGCGUGCCCCAUGCGGGUGUGCGUGUAUGGUGUCCUUUAAACUUGGCUAUCGGGUCCGAUCACAACAUUAAGUGUUGUGCACGCCUCGUCUCCGGGGAAGGGCACGCGCGCACUACAGUGUAUCUACAGCCUAUUAUUGCAGGCUCGUGAGAUGCCUCGCGGUGGGCCGUAUCUAUUUGCUCAUGCCGUAGAUAGGGCGCUAUAAUGGGUUACAUCACACAUGCUGGGGCUGGGAACAGGAGGGACGCAGGAAUUGAACAAACACCCGAGUUUAGUAUUUGAGAAAUGAGCACACGUCCUCUUUACACUGAGCCCCGGGUUGUGGAACGGGUACGUGGCGUCGGUUAAUCCUCGAGUGAAUAAUCAAACUUUUGAAUGGAGGACGGAGUCUGUCCAGUGACCAACUACUACCAGCGGAUCCUCCUGCCGGUGUCCUACAGCCUCGUGUUUCUGCUGGGCCUGACUUUAAACGGCGCCCUGCUGCGGUGCGUGUGCGCUCCGACGCGUCACCGGAGCGGCACGCUCAUCUACACGACCAACCUCGCCGUGGCGGAUCUCCUCUACGUGCUCACGUUGCCCCCGCUCGUCGUCAGCGACGCCAUGGGCGAGCUGUGGCCCUUCGGCGACAUCCUCUGCAGAGGCGUGAGGUUUUUGUUCUUCGUCAACCUGCACUGUAGCAUGGGGUUCCUCGCGUGCGUCAGCGUGCACCGGUUCCUCGGGGUGUGCUUCCCCGUAGCCGCUGUGCGUCUCAGGUGCGGGACGCUGGCCCGGUUGGCGUCGGGCUCGGUUUGGGUGCUGGCCACGGCGGAGCUUUUACCAACUCUGGCGUUUGCGCACACGGGCGUGAUUAACAACAGGACGGUGUGCUUUGAAAUGACCAACCCGGGGCAAUUUAAAGUAUACUUCCCCUAUGGGCUGUUUUUAGCCCUCGUUGGUUUUCUGAUCCCAUUCCUGGUUGUCAUCACCUGUUACUGCUCCAUGGUGACGGUGCUCUACUGGAGGUGCUCUUCGCACGCGAGGACGGCCCGAAUGCGCAGCAAGUCCAUUCACAAGGUGCUGGCCGUGUUCCUCGUGUUCGUUGCGUGUUUCGUGCCUUAUCACAUCGCGCGGACCGUCUACUUGUUUGUCAGGGUCUACCUGCCCGGAAACUGUCAUCUUCUCAACGUGUCCAUGAUAGCCUUCAAGGUGUGGAAGCCGCUGGUCAGUUUUAACUGCUGCGCCAAUCCUCUCUUCUACCUUCUGGGCAGUGACCGGCAACGUCAAAAGCUUCGGACGUGGGUGUGGAAGACGACACGGGUGCAGCCCAUCGUGUGUGUGGUGCAUGAGGGGGACAAACACCGGCCAGGAGGGUAGAGUUCUUGCAUCAAAGAUGUUAUCAUGGGUCAGAAGGUGGCAAUAACAAUGUGCUGUAUGCCGUGUUUGAUAAUCAUUUGUAUCAUUUUAUUUCUAAGAAUAUGUGAAUAAAAACAUUCAACAGCCAA